Syngnathus acus (greater pipefish) is the source of this 2187-nucleotide messenger RNA. RefSeq names its product four and a half LIM domains protein 1-like. Gene Ontology annotation, biological process: muscle organ development. Bases 711 to 1550 code for a protein of 279 amino acids. Gene Ontology annotation, molecular function: transmembrane transporter binding. The record is from RefSeq and is a predicted model, not a curated record. Lineage: Eukaryota; Metazoa; Chordata; Actinopteri; Syngnathiformes; Syngnathidae. The transcript is spliced from 9 exons.
GUCUAGCAGACAGACGACGCCAACUAGACGUGUUUACGCUGAAGCCGGAGGUGCGAAGUUAACACUGGGGGGACUCGCUCCUCGACACCCACGGCAAGACGUGCAUCCUCGGCUGCGCGAAUCAACCUUGACUCGACUUGCCUUGCAAAAAUCUCCAAAAUUUAAAGGGAAUCAAAAGUUGCAUGGGGCGUUGUCUCUCACAUUCUUGCCCGAUAAGCUCAUGCCAACACGCGGGCCCGACGCAGAUGUCGUGCAGACGAAUGUGAAAAAUCCGUUCGGUGUCAGAUGGCUCGGGGUGGGUGUGAAUUCAUUGUCGUCGUAAUCUAUGGAGACGGGCGCCCUUGUGGCGCAGACAUGAGGACAAACAUCCUUCCAAGUCCAACAUGACCACACAUGAUGGCAAACUCACUUGGAGCUUUUUAUUAACACUUAACUGCGCAUGAUAAUGAUAGCUAUCUGUUCUAAAAACAAGGUGUAUUAUGACAAGAGGGGCAGGAAAAGAGUUGAGACACGUUGGCUUACGUCACCCAAACGAGAUUUAUUUUUCCCUCCGAAUUCCAGCUUGGCUUCCUGUUAGCGAACAAUUCCCAUCAGAUAGGUAUCUUAUUAUUAUGCUAUUGUUGUUCUGUCAACCUGUGAUUGCUGUUUAGCGGGGAAAGAAAACAACAGGUAGCAGCUCCAGAAGCAGGAAGUUUAUUUUAGACUGAAAAAUGUCAGCCAGCGUGCAGUGUUCCUACUGUCGCGAAGACCUCGGCGGCAGGAGAUUUGUGCGCAACGAGGGCCGGCCUACGUGCGUGCGCUGCCACACCAAGUUCUGCGCCAACAGCUGCGCCGAGUGCCACCGACCCAUCUCCGUGGAAUCCAAAGAGCUGAACCACAAGGGUCGCUACUGGCACGAGGACUGCUUCCGAUGCGCAAAGUGCUACAAGCCGCUGGCCAAGGAGCCGUUCACCACCAAGGAUGAACGCAUCCUGUGUGGCAAGUGCUGCUCCAGAGAAGAAGCUCCACGCUGCCACACCUGCUAUAAACCCAUACUUGCUGGCACGGAGAGCGUGGAGUACAAAGGCAACUCAUUCCACGACGAGUGUUUCACUUGCUGCCACUGCAAGCGACCAAUGGCUUCGCAGAGCUUCAUCGCCAAAGAGAGCGACGUCUACUGCAGCCCUUGCUACGACAGCAAGUUUGCAAAAAUCUGCGUCUCCUGCAAAAAGCCGAUCAUGACCGGAGGAGUCAACUACCAGGGGCAGCCCUGGCACGGUCACUGUUUCGUGUGUAGCUCCUGCUCAAAGCCUCUGGCUGGGUCCAGCUUCACCACGCACAAGGACCAGGCCUUCUGCGUGGACUGCUACAAGAGCACCGUGGCUAAGAAAUGCAGCGGCUGCCAAAUGGCCAUCACAGGUUUUGGCAAAGGGGUGAACGUGGUGAGCUAUGACGGAGCCUCCUGGCACGAAUACUGCUUCAACUGUAAGCAGUGCUCUCUCAGUCUGGCUAACAAGCCCUUCAUAGCUAAGGGCCGGGACAUCCUGUGCUCCGACUGCGGUGACAAGUAGAAAACUAAAUCCCUCAAUUCCUCAGAAUGGUCCUCAAUGCUGAUAAAGAUGUUUCAAUGACUGCCCCAUUGACAUAUUGUUUAGAGUCGUUUAGAGUCGCCGGUUUCCACCCCCCGUGCCCAAUCAAGUUAUCCAGACUCAGCCACAGUCCCUCGUGAGCAUGGUGACCUCCGUGCCUGGCUGGAGGACCCCACAGCAGACAUCCAACACUCAACCCGGCGUCAUCCGCACCAGACACGGAAAUUGGCUGUUCCUCAUCGUGGGUAAUUUGUAUCAUGCAUCGCUAUUGUUCUUUGUUUCUGCUAAGUCCCACAAAGGAGCCUGCAAUUAUGAACACAUGAGCAUCAGGACCAGGGAGGAGUCUGUUGCCAGGCAACUGGUGACAAGACAUUGUUCCUAUCAAGCGUAGAAACACAGUUGUAAUGUAAACUCCCAAUUUCACAUUGGACAUUGAAUUAUGUUGCUUUUUAACUGAAUUGAUAACUGAAUCUUUAGUGUGUAAUUGCAUUUUUCAGAAUUAUUACUGUACGAGAGACAUUUGUAACUCAAUUUUUACCAACAUGUAUUAUGGUUCAAAUGCCCUACAAUAUUAGACUUUCUAAUACUGUACAUAAAUAAAUUCCAUUCUCCAAUUGAA